GCUUAGUAUGCCUUGUUUUCAUAACAGGCGGCGAAGCUUUUGGAGCUCUGAAGAUUUCUGAAAGCCCUGUGCUGCAAGAUGUCUGUCGAGCUAGACUUCUUCCUCGACAGCACUAAGAAGUGGAUGUGCCACUUCGACGACGACAACUACGUCAACGUUCCGCGGCUGGUGAAGCUGCUGCAAGAGUACGACCCCCGCGAGGACUGGUACCUGGGCAAGCCGUCCAUUCGGCAGCCGCUGGAGAUUCUCGCCAGGGACAACAGCAAGCCGCAGAGGAAGAUCUCUUUCUGGUUUGCCACGGGCGGUGCGGGCUUCUGCAUCAGCCGCUCGCUUGCGCUCAAGAUGCUGCCGCUCGCCGGGCGUGGGAAAUUCAUCAGCAUCGGGGAACACAUCCGGUUGCCCGAUGACGUCACCAUGGGCUACAUUGUGGAGCACCUUCUGAAGAAGAACCUGACCGUGGUCGAGAACUUCCAUUCGCACCUCGAACCCAUGAAGUUCCUCAAGAAGGAGGCCCUCAGCGACCAGGUCAGUGAACGCUAA
Messenger RNA from Dermacentor silvarum, 540 nucleotides. Its product is annotated as fringe glycosyltransferase-like. Lineage: Eukaryota; Metazoa; Arthropoda; Arachnida; Ixodida; Ixodidae. The record is from RefSeq and is a predicted model, not a curated record. Gene Ontology annotation, molecular function: O-fucosylpeptide 3-beta-N-acetylglucosaminyltransferase activity. The coding region runs from base 79 to 540 and encodes 153 amino acids. Gene Ontology annotation, cellular component: membrane. Gene Ontology annotation, biological process: regulation of Notch signaling pathway. The transcript is spliced from 6 exons.